This is a messenger RNA of Pantherophis guttatus, 1277 nucleotides long. RefSeq names its product diablo IAP-binding mitochondrial protein (gene DIABLO). Gene Ontology annotation, cellular component: mitochondrion. Gene Ontology annotation, biological process: intrinsic apoptotic signaling pathway in response to oxidative stress; neuron apoptotic process. NCBI's taxonomy places the organism in Eukaryota, Metazoa, Chordata, Lepidosauria, Squamata, Colubridae. The record is from RefSeq and is a predicted model, not a curated record.
GUUGGAAGAAGACGUCAUUUCCUGCGCGCCUUGUUGCCAUUGAGAGAGAGGGCCAAGAUGGCGUCGGCGGGGAGCCGUUGGCUGUGGCGCUGCUGCGCCUUUUUCGGGCGGAACUUUCCACUCUUCUCCAGUGUGAGGACACAAUGUGUGCCUGGAUUGAGGGCACCGUGGAAGAAAAUGGCCACUCUGGGCUUUGGAAUGACCUUGGCCGCUAUUCCGAUUGCACAGAAACACGAUCCAGGUUCUCUAAGCAAUGAAGCCUUGAUCCGAAGAGCAGUCUCUUUAGUCACCGACAGCACCGGGACGCUCCUUUCUCAAACCACUUACGCAUUAAUUGAUGCUCUAACAGAAUAUACAACGGCAGUUUACACACUGGUGUCCCUGUACCAAAAAUACACGCAUCUACUGGGGAAAAUGAAUUCCAAAGAAGAGGAUGCGGUUUGGCAAGUAAUCAUCGGGGCCCGAGUGGAGAUGACGUCAAAGCAGCAGGAAUAUCUCAACUUGGAAUCCAGGUGGAUGUCCGCACUGCGGCUUUCAGAGAUGGCUGCAGAAGCAGCAUAUCAGUCAGGGGCUGACCAAGCCUCGGUGUCAACCCACAACCACAUCCAGCUAGUGAAAAACCAAGUCCAAGAAGCACGGCAGCUGUCCCAGAAGGCCGAAACCAAGCUGGCUGAGGCUCAAACGGAGGAGCUCCUGAAGUUGAAGGAAGAGGAACCUUUGCUAGCGACCUCCCAGCAGGCCGUCAGUGAAGAAACAGAGGAAGCUUACCUUCGUGAAGAUUGAGGGCUGCUAGCGUGGACACGAUCCUGCUUGGCAGGAAGGAACGCCACGGAGAAGGGGGAAUGGAUGCCGCUCUCCGGCUCCCCCAGCCUGGUUGGCCCUCAGCUUUGAGCUUUGGGUGUUCUGUUGCCUGUCUGUUUAAGUUCACAGCUAUGCAAAUGCGAAAUGAUCUACCAAGGGAUGAUUUUUCUGGUGCUUUUGAGGGCUGAUUUGAGACGAUCCAUCCGCCACCAGAAACUAUAGAGAUAAUUGCGCGUUGUAAUCACUAAGGGCUGUGUCUUGUGUUGCCUUUUUUUUUUUAUAAAGAAAAAAGCGAAAAGCACUGGUGGUGUGAAGGACAAAUGUUCUACUUGAAAUUUCAAAGAUUAGUUGUGGGAAAUUUUAACCGUUUGGCGCCUAAAUGUCAUUUUUUUUGUGUGUGUUGUUGUUUUUCUAGUGAUGUACUCGGGAUCAUUCUCCCCGAACCAAUUUUUAAAAUAAAAACCCAAGGAACAGAA